Messenger RNA from Sorex araneus (European shrew), 2068 nucleotides. Its product is annotated as torsin-1A-interacting protein 2. The coding region runs from base 350 to 745 and encodes 131 amino acids. Lineage: Eukaryota; Metazoa; Chordata; Mammalia; Eulipotyphla; Soricidae. The record is from RefSeq and is a predicted model, not a curated record. The transcript has a single exon.
GACUUGGGUACGUGUCUUACAGCCAAGCGCCAGCGCAGGACGCCCAGGACGCGCCACCGGUCGCCACCACCGGAGCCCGGGCCUCCGCUAGACUAGAGGGCCCGUGCCCUGCGCCACGGGGCUGUGGGCGGUGGCUGCCCCGAGGGCCGAGACUUGAGCCGACCCCUGCGUGGACCGCGGACCCGCGGGGUCGUGAAGAGCCGAGGCAGAGUCAUGUCGGGACCGGGCCGCCGCUAAGCGGGCCCCUCCGCGUCUGUCUGUCACGGUCCCCGCUGCCCUGUCGCUCCGUGCGCGCGUGUGUGCGUGUGUGUGUGCGCGUGCCCCCCCCCCCCCCCCCCCGCCGGCCCCAAUGUUCUCUGACAACUCCCACUGCCCCGACUGCGGCCAGCAGUGGUUCCCGAGCCUCGAGCUGGGCCACUGGCUGUACCAGACGGAGCUGGUGGAGAACGAGUGUUACCAGGUCUUCCUGGACCGCAUCAACCGGGCCGACUACUGCCCCGAGUGCUACCCCGACAACCCCGCCAACCGGAGCCUUGUCCUGCCCUGGUCCUUCCCCCUCGAGUGGGCGCCCCAGAACCUCACCCGGUGGACCUUCGAGAAGGCCUGCCACCCCUUCCUGCUGGGGCCCCCCCUGGUCAGGAAGCGGAUCCACGACUCGCGGCUGGCCGGGCUCAACCCCGCGCUGCAGCUGGUCCUCACCCGGACGGACAAAACCUUGAACAAAAAGCUGGGCCAGAGCAAGUAGGCGUCUCUCGGACGGGCGCGCCCAUGGAGCCGGCUCGGGGCGGCGGCCCCAGAGGCCGGGGGAGCUGGGGGGACGGUUCCUGGCGGGAGGACUGUCCCCAAGUGGGUCCCCGCCGGGCCGCGCCUCCAGAACCAUUUAGCGUUUUCCCUCCUACAAAAGCCCCGCGACCCGAUUGGCCCACGGCAGGGGUGCCCCGUCUUGAUCAUCUCCUCUGGCCCCUGACUUGCGUGGGGAAGCACCCUUACACUAGCUAGAUUCUAGAUUAUUCCAGCAAAAAGCCGGCGUUGUGGGGCUGGAGAGAUCGGACAGGGGCUAAGGCACUUGCCUGGCACGUGACCAACCCCGGGUCAGCCCCCGGCAGCGCAUAGGGUCCCCCGAGCUCUGCCACGUGUGGCCCAAACCCAUAAGUCCCCAAAUGACGCUUAGAAAUUCUCCCCCUGGGGCUGGAGCAAUAGUACAGGAAGAAGGGUGUUGGCCUGGCAUGUGGCCAACCUAGACUCAGUCCCCAGCACCCCAGAGGGGCCCCAGACCACCACGAGGAGUAACUCCUGAGCAUUGCAGGGCAUGACCCUGAAACCAAAAAAAAGAAAAAAACUCCCCUUUCCUUUGUACGUUAGUGAUAAUGAUACCAUAUAUAAAUGUAUGCAUCAUUUUUUUCCCCCCCAUGUAACGUUUAUCCUUCUCGGCUCUGGCCCGUUCCCAGUGUGGCCGUGGCAUUCUCGCGAGCUGGUCCCCAUCUCAGAAUCCGCACUCUGGCCAUUGGCACCUCAGGGUGCCACCAGAACCGGCGGGAUGGCUGCCACCCCUAUUUCUGGGGCUCCCGACAAGCUCUAGGGGGCACCUUACACCUGCCCCAGAACCCAGAAGGAGACGCAGGGCUAAGGAACAGGAAGUGUUGGCAGCUCCCCGGCCACCAACCCAUUUUCUGUGUCCCCCCCCCCCACUUCCUCCCGGGAUCCAGUUUCCCCACUGACCCCCCCCCCCCCCCCGUGGCUUACGGCUUUCACUGCAGUUCUUUCACGCAAAGCUUGAAGUGGGGGGGGGGGGGCCUUUUCUUUCCUCUCCAUCCUCGGCCCAAGCAUGGGGGGAGAGACCCCCCCCCGAGCACGCCUCCGAUCGCUCCCAGCGUCUCGUUAGAAAGCUCCAAUGCAGGGAGGAAGCUGGCUGACCCGGCAGAGGUGGGGGGCGGGGGGCACUGGCCGGUGUGUCGGCCCACUCGCGCCUGUCCCGGGCCGUGCGUGGCCCCUCCGGCUGCUUGUUCCCCCCCGCGCCCGCCCCGUGUCUCACGCUGUUACAGUUGCUGAAUAAAUGGUGUGCACUGCA